Molecule: messenger RNA, 2719 nt
Organism: Marmota flaviventris (yellow-bellied marmot)
Lineage: Eukaryota; Metazoa; Chordata; Mammalia; Rodentia; Sciuridae
Gene: Cdca7l
Product: cell division cycle associated 7 like
Biological process (GO): regulation of DNA-templated transcription
Cellular component (GO): nucleus
Source: RefSeq, a predicted model, not a curated record
UCUUGGUGCGCUGCGCCCGUGGCUACCAGGCUCUAGUGGCCGCGUGCUACGAGGAGGCUGGAGCCACGUAAGGAAGAUGGAAUUGGCGACUCGCUCCCAGAUCCCUAAAGAAGUGGCUGACAUCUUUAACGCCCCCAGUGAUGAUGAAGAGUUCGUUGGUUUCCGAGAUGAUGUUCCCAUGGAAACUCUGUCAUCGGAGGAGAGCUGUGAUAGUUUUGACUCUCUGGAGCCUGGGAAGCAGCAGGAUGUUCGUUUCCAUUCCAAAUACUUCACAGAAGAGCUAAGAAGAAUUUUUAUAGAGGACACUGACUCAGAGAAUGAAGACUUCGAAGGAUUUACGCAGAAUGAUCUGAACGUAAACAGUAACCCAGAAGUAAUGCUCGUGGAGUCAGAUUCAAGUGAUGAUGGCAAAGCAUCCUUGGUGAGUGAGAAAGAAGAAGAUGAAGAGGAAGAAAAGGCUAUACCUAGAAGAGGCAGGUCUCGGAGAAGCAGUAUUGGCCUACGAGUAGCCUUGCAGUUCCCAACCAAGAAAUUGGCAAAAACAUCAGAUAAAAAUAGUUCUUCUGAGCUGUUGUUUUCUAGCUCACAUUUACAGGAUAGUAAAAAAAAUCUUGUAAGAAAUAAAAGCUGUAAACAGGCAAAGGAAACGGAAGAUUCUGCCUCUGAGUCUGAGGAUGACUCCAGGGACGAGAACCAGGAGAGCUCGGAUGCUCUGCUGAAGAGGACCAUGAACAUCAAGGAGAACAAGGCCAUGCUCGCUCAGUUAUUGGCAGAAUUGAACUCAAUGCCAGGUUUAUUCCCAGUACGAAUGCCAACCUCAGCUUCGAAGAAGAAAACAGUGCGUCGGGCCUUCUCAGAGGGACAGAUCAUCAGGCGCACAAACCCAACCCGAAGUGCGCGGCCCCCAGAGAAGUUUGCUCUAGAAAACUUUACCAUCUCUGCCACCAAAUUUGCUGAAGAGUUUUAUACAAUCAGAAGAAGGAAGACAACUAGUGGGGGGAAAUCCCAGGGGCAUAGACGACGUCGCCGUAUAUCUUCUUUUCGACCAGUGGAGGAUAUUACUGAACAGGACUUGGACAAUGUUGCCAUAACUGUGCGAGAUAAAAUCUAUGAUAAAGUUUUGGGUAACACGUGCCAUCAGUGUCGGCAGAAGACCAUUGACACCAAGACAGUGUGUCGGAACCAGAGCUGUGGUGGGGUACGGGGACAGUUCUGUGGUCCAUGCCUGCGGAAUCGCUAUGGGGAGGACGUGAGAUCGGCAUUGCUAGACCCGGAUUGGAUGUGUCCUCCCUGCCGUGGAAUCUGCAAUUGCAGUUAUUGUCGAAAGCGUGAUGGCCGUUGUGCCACGGGGAUCCUCAUUCAUCUGGCCAAGUUUUAUGGUUAUGAUAAUGUUAAGGAAUAUCUGGAGAGCUUACAAAAGCAGCUGGUGGAAGACAAUUGAGAGGAACCUGCGAAGUCAGCAUGGGGUACCCCCAACAAGAAGUGCAUACCAUUUGUGCCUAAGAUUUCUUACAGUUGUUUUUAUACAAAAUUUCUUAUAGAGUUGAUGAAUACUAUUUUUUUUUUAAAUGUUUAUAUGCUUAAGAUUUCUCAGGAACAUAGCAGAGGAAUCUAUGUGUGUGUGUAUAUAUAUAUACACACACAAGCCCUGUGUGGUAUCUGCUGAUGAUUCAAAAGCACAAUUCAAAUGGGGCAGAGUUAAAAAUUUAGGAAAGUUACAGAAAAGACACAUAGAAGCAGCCUUUAACUUCCUGGUCACUCUAGGCUAUUUUUACAGGACUUGUUUUUCUUGUAGUUUGCCUUACCUUGAGUGACCAUAGCUCAAACGGUAAUAAUUUAUCCUCCUCUAGAUUGCUGGAAAUUUGUACUGAAGAUUGUUCCCUAAAAUUACAAAGUGCAAUUAAUCAUGGAACGCGAGUGAACCUAGGGUUUUGUGGACUGUCAGGUUACAGACACUAGAGGUCUCACAGGGCCUGCUGCUUUUCAAAGAACUUAAGGGCUAAUUUUUAAAAGAUUUUCAUGUUUAAUAAUAACUGAAUCCCCCUUCCUUCAGCUGCACGUCUGUUUGAUGGAACCUUGGUGAAAAUGUGACAAACUGUUUUGUGCAAGUUGAGGAAGGGGGCUUCAGGAGGUACUGAGGAAAGCUAAAAUCAGUGAACAUAGAGACUGAACAGGUGUCUGUUAUUUUUUGUACAUUUGCUUCUUUUUUAAGGAUAGUAUUUUAAAAAUGAAUGCAUGUGUAAGUUACUAAAAGUUACAUAAGUUGGAAUGCAUUUUAUGCCUUUCAGUAGAAAAAAAAGUAUACAUGCAUAAUAAGAACAGAGACAAAAUGAAAAGUUCUCACUGUGUUCCAGCCGAGGAACGUUAAGUCCCAGUGCAAGGACCGUCUUACGCUUCUAGCAACAGAGCCACACCUGCCAACACCCAUUUAGCCGUCUUCUCUUUGCUUUUUAAUCUGAAAGUCCAGACGUAGGUGGGACCUCUGGUUUUGGUUUUGUACACAGGGCACGCGUAAGUGUGUUUGGUUUCUUGUCUGUCCACGGGUAUGGCUUUGGCAAAGAUGACAGGCAUCAUGGACUUCAACUCCUUGAGGCGAGCUUCAACAAUGGUUCCUGACUGGGGGUCCCAUCGGGCACCUGUGGCAAAAACACAACUGUUGCAACAGUAUGGCAUGUUGAUAGUGAUUGUUGGAUGCAAUAAAUGUUCUGGUUUUGUCCUG